This is a messenger RNA of Penicillium longicatenatum, 942 nucleotides long. RefSeq lists its product as uncharacterized. Lineage: Eukaryota; Fungi; Ascomycota; Eurotiomycetes; Eurotiales; Aspergillaceae. The transcript has 2 exons. The record is from RefSeq and is a predicted model, not a curated record. Bases 1 to 942 code for a protein of 313 amino acids.
AUGAAGGGAAUCACCACCUUGGCGACAUUUAUUGCCAGUGCUCAUGCCCUUGUUGGCCGCAAUCAGCUCUGCUGCUUUCAUCUCACUGCCUCUGGCAGUGCUUCUGGUGAUGUCGGCCAGUUAAGUGACGGACAAAAUCGUAUCGGGGAUGACAGCCUACCUCCUGCCGAGUUUUGCAUCAAUUCUGAUGGUUCUAUCACUGAUCACAGUGGUCGUGGCUGUAUUUUGACUCCUCCCACGACUCAGUUUCAAUGUGAUACAGGUGCCACUCCGACCCCAGGGUUCUCUAUCAGUUCCUCUGGCUUGUUGGAGUUCGAAGGCAAUUCUAAAUUUAUCUCUUGUGAGACUGGCCAGAAUGGCGGUAUGAACAUCUAUACCGUGGAAAGUUCUGAUCUCAGUCAAUGUUCGGACAUCGAGUUGAAGGCCGACUCGUGUUCUGCCCUGAGCUCUGGUUCAGAAUCCUCGCCAGCUAGUAGCAGUUGUGGCACCACGCUGUCACAAGGCAACUUUGAGUUUCCUCACUUGAUCAUCCCGAUUGACUCUCAAUCGCCCGACAAAGCCCAAGGCACCUCAUUUAACGGCGAGGUGACCUCGAGCAUUUCCAGUAUCUUUAACUUCGAUAUUCCACACGCUGACUCUGGUAAGACUUGUAGCUUGGUCUUCCUUUUCCCCGAAAAAGCCGACCUCGAGACUUCGGACUUUUCUUUUAGUGGUGAUGGCAAAGUUGAAAUCGCUCAGCUCUCCAAGGUUGCCUCAGGGUCUACGACUUUUAAUAACGCUCCUUCUGUGUCGCAUGACCUCGGUGAAUUCACCGUCUCACCUGGCCACUCGUAUGCUAUCACGAGUUUCUCGUGCCCAGCAGGCGAGGCUGUUGCAUUUGAGAUGAAAAAUUCCGGCAGCACUGAUCUGACAUUCUUUCAAGAUUUUAACCCAUCUCCGUAA